CAGAUAUGGCCGGCCUCAGCGUCCCGGGCGACGAAGAAAUCCUGACAAUUCUGCAAGAUGAAAAGUUAUUGCUUGACGUGUGCAAACAGUUACUACCCGAACCCGGCGACUCGGAGCACGAAUACCAAGACAAAGUGGCAGCCCUCAGUACGAUGCUACGAAUUCAGGAAGACCAAGUGCUGUCCCAGGUGGAUAGAGAGCUGCACCGUUUGCGCGAAGAGCUUGUUUUCAAAGUUAGAAGUACGCUCGACAACAAAUUACGUAUUUUGGACGCAGUGACCCGGGAGGCACGGGUCGCCGCGCAAGGAGACGAGUCGGCCAAGUCGGGCUAUUCGGACUCGCUGCUCUCACUGUUCACGUUCGAAGUGAAACGCGUGCAGGGUUUCGCCUGCGAGUCCUUUGCAUACAUCCGCGGCUCUGCUGCCUUACCGCACACCAUGCACUUCAUAGAAAACUAUGAAGAGCACGUGUACCGCGUCGGAAGUGUGGUGAAAAUUUACUACCUGUCGGCGAAGGGCUGCGACCCGUGUCUGAUGCGCUACAUCACAGCUCGUGUAAGUCGUGGGGCAGGCGAGGAAGAGAUAGAAGUGUCGAAUGCUGAUCUCAUGAAUGGCAUGUAUCUGUUGGAGUUUUCGGUGUGCCGGGAAGGAACUUACGAAGUCCGCGUGGCGCUGUACGACCGGGACAUCAGUGGAAGCCCACAGCGGAUAACUGUUCACCAGAGUGCAGUGGGGCACGAGGUGCUGCCGAUUCAUGCUGGAUCCUCAGACGCCGCGGAUGAAGGCCAAAGCAUGGUAGCUAGCUUCACUGAUGCAGCAGUGGCUGCAAACAUUCGCUGUGCGGCCGCGGCGAAUGCUACAUAUGCCGAUAUGACCAAAGUUGCUAUUUCAGAAGACCUUCGGGUUUCAGAUCUUGCUCCUGAAGAGCAUCACAAUGAUCUAAGCAUGGUACCUGGCUUCAGUGAUAGAGCAGUGGCUGCAAACAUUCGCGGUCCUGCAGUGGGGAGCGCCACUUAUCGCAACAUGACCAAACGUGCUGUUGCAGAAGACCUUCCGGUUUCAUAUCCUCCUGAGCAUUACAACGAGGUUGAUUUGGCAUCCACGAAUGAACUGCAGCCAGUAUUACCAACCUUAUUGUCAACUGUGGCAGGACCGAGCUCCUCUAACCUCUCCAGAGAAAUUCCUGAACCGCAUGCGAACAAUGCUUUUAGUAGGUUUUUCACUCCAAUCGAGCCCCCUCUCCAGGUGGCGGUCGCAACAAACUCUGGCAUUUUGAAUGGCCAAAAGAGCCCUCAAAAUGGAUUUACACAAAGUAUGGCAAGCUCCAAAGAACAGAGUUCUUCUGGGGGGGGUUUCCAACGUUCUCUUGUUGCCUUGAAUGAAGAAGCUUCUCUGAGCAGUUCAUCUCUGCUUUAUGACAAGCCAGGCUCAUCUCCUUCAUACUCCGAUUUUGGAAUAUGCGUGAGAGAGCCCCUGAAGCCAACGUACGUUGUGACAGCCAUUGCUCCUGACUCAUCCACAAGGCGGAGUGCAAAGGUUUCACCACUUUCAACUUGCAAGAAAAAGCCUGUUAGUUUUUCAGGAACAAUCAGUGCCAAGUUGUCACUCGAGUUCGAUGCCUACAAAAACUCAAAGUUGGCCUUCCCAAUCGGCGUUACAGCCACAGCAUCUGGGAACAUAAUCGUUGCUGAUACUUCUCAGGACAGGGUUAUGGUAUUUGACCCUAAUGGACGCGGUCUUCACAAGGCCACCUUUUCUAAAUCAUCGGAGUGUUUUCGGCGACCAUCAGCAGUUGUUGCCUUCAAAGACGAGUCGUAUGCAGUGAAGGAUGACCGCUGCAUAUACUACUUCUCCAAACAUGGAGAGUUCAUUCGGGCGCUUGGAAAAAGCAGCCUGAGCAGGCCUUAUGGCCUCGCAUUACAUGGAGAAGAAAAUUUGUUCACCCUUUCUCUUGGUGAUUCUGUGCCAACGCUGCGGUGCUUCAGCGCAUCAGGAAACUUUGAGCAGUGUGUUGCAUAUGAACCACUCUCGCCUUCACCAUCUUCUGGCUCCAAGUGCCGCUUCAUGGAUGUGUACGACAACCACAUCUUUGUCUCUGACCUGGGCUUGAGCUGCAUGUACAAGACCGACUUGAAGGGAGCAUUGGUGUGUACUUUUGGCACCAAGGGCAAGGAACAUGGCAAGAUGUUUGAGCCGUCUGGCGUAAGUGCUACGGACCGCUGCAUUUUCAUUGGAGACAGCAAGAACAACCGGGUGCAGGCAUUCGAUGCUGAUGGAAAGUUCAUCACGGUGGUGAAGAUGACGUCUGGAAUCACCCGACCUUCAGGAAUUUUUGUAUCGGAUAGGAACAAACUUUAUGUGUUAAACUACCUGCAUGGCACUGUUGGUGUUUACGACCUCAAGUUUAAUGAGUGAAAAACUUAACUAUGACUGUCCGUCAUGUAGUUUCUGCCUCAUUUGUUUUGAGGUGAGAAAUAUCAUUCAGAACUUAAAAUUGUUUGAAAUUUCGUGCAAGGUUUAGCCCAUGUGACGAGUGCCUUAUUCAUUGCAAUAUGAGGUGAUAGCUCUUAAUGUAAGGUUUGCCCUUCCUGCACCACCGGCACAUCAUUUGAAAUGUUUGUUGGGACUUAGUCCGAGUAUUUGUAUCUGAAAGCUGCCUGGGUGUCUGAAAGCAGCCUGAAAGCUGCCUGGAAAAGCUGCCUUAAUCUGGGUAUUUGUAUCUGAAAAUUGAUCUAGAAAUUAAAAAAAAGUUAAGUGUUGUGUCCCCCCAUAACAUUUUUUUUUUUGAAGAAAGCAGUAUGUCUAGUCAGGUUCAGCACCAUGUGUGUAUUGUAUGUUUUUUUACUUUAAAAUGAAGCUUUCACAAAUGGAAAUAAAAGUAAUUUUUCUGUAUUCUGCAAUGCUCAGGGUCUCAUUGUGGCCCUGGGUUAAUUUGUGAUCUGUGACGUGCUUGUGUCACUUCAGCAAAGCAACAUGUCGGAGUACUUAGUGGCAGAUGGCAUAAGCUGGCACCAGCUUGCAACAGAGCAUUUCAUGCCGUACACUAGAGAAACAAGUGAUCCUUUAGCUCUUGCUAGAGGCUCAAAUUGUAAUGUAUAUAACGCAUGAUUGCCACUAAAUACGUGUACAUAGAACCAAUGAAAAUAAACCUGUACGACAGCAUGGGUCA
Messenger RNA from Rhipicephalus microplus (southern cattle tick), 3168 nucleotides. RefSeq lists its product as uncharacterized. NCBI's taxonomy places the organism in Eukaryota, Metazoa, Arthropoda, Arachnida, Ixodida, Ixodidae. Gene Ontology annotation, molecular function: ubiquitin protein ligase activity; protein binding. The record is from RefSeq and is a predicted model, not a curated record. Gene Ontology annotation, biological process: protein polyubiquitination; proteasome-mediated ubiquitin-dependent protein catabolic process.